AUGGAGGUCCCCGGCCGUGGGCCCCGAGCCGAGGCUCCCUGGAAGCGGCUCUCUGCAGAGGAAUUGGAGCGUCAGUACUGCCCCAGCAGAUGGGUCAUCAGACGGGGAGCGGAAGAAACCCUGAAAAUGUACUCACACCUAGGAGACAAGGCCACCAAGAAGGCCCGGGCCACCAGGAAGAGCCUGCUGCAUGUCCCCUACGGGGAUGGCGAAGGGGAGAAACUGGACAUCUACUUUCCUGGAGAAGUGGCUGCUGAAGCCUUGCCUUUCUGUCUGUUCCUUCACGGAGGGUACUGGCAGAGUGGAAGUAAGGACAUGUCAGCCUUCAUGGUCGACCCACUGACGGCACGGGGAGUGGCCGUGGUAGUCGUGGCUUAUGACAUUGCACCCAAAGGAACCCUGGACCAGAUGAUAAACCAGGUGACUCGGAGCGUCGUGUUUGUGCAGAAGAAAUAUCCGUGCAAUGAGGGACUUUACCUUUGUGGACACUCAGCAGGGGCCCACCUGGCUGCCAUGAUGCUCCUGGCCAACUGGACCAAGCAUGGAGUCACACCCAACCUCAAAGGUUUUUUCCUGGUAAGUGGGAUCUAUGACCUGGAGCCCAUCGUGCACACCACUCAGAACGCCCCUCUCCUCCUGACCCCGGAGGACGCUCGGAGGAACAGCCCCCAGCUGCUCCUGGAGGCAGCCUUGACUCGGCCCUCGGGUCCAGCCUGCCACAUGCUGGUGACUGUGGGCCAACACGACUCCCCUGAAUUCCACCGACAGUCUAGGGAGAUUUUUCAGACGCUGCGCCGGGGAGGGUGGGAUGCCUCAUUUGAAGAAAUCCAUAACGUGGAUCACUUUGAAAUCAUUUGGAGCCUAACCCAGCAGGACUCUGUGCUCACCCAGAUGAUUUUGAGCACAAUCUUUCGGGAGCUCUAACCCCGCUGGAGUGUGGCCCCUGCCACCGAUGAUGAAGGUCCUCC
Messenger RNA from Enhydra lutris kenyoni (northern sea otter), 968 nucleotides. RefSeq names its product arylformamidase. Lineage: Eukaryota; Metazoa; Chordata; Mammalia; Carnivora; Mustelidae. The coding region runs from base 1 to 924 and encodes 307 amino acids. Gene Ontology annotation, molecular function: arylformamidase activity. The record is from RefSeq and is a predicted model, not a curated record. The transcript has 11 exons.